Penicillium riverlandense is the source of this 612-nucleotide messenger RNA. Its product is annotated as YbhB/YbcL family Raf kinase inhibitor-like protein. The coding region runs from base 1 to 612 and encodes 203 amino acids. The record is from RefSeq and is a predicted model, not a curated record. The transcript has a single exon. NCBI's taxonomy places the organism in Eukaryota, Fungi, Ascomycota, Eurotiomycetes, Eurotiales, Aspergillaceae.
AUGCACAAGUACAUCGAAUACAUGCUCAGCCAGCUCUUCUCCAGCGCCAAAGGCCAGGACGACAAGCUCUUCACCGCAGGACCCGCCUUCGCAGAUCAUCCAGAGCCAACAAUCGAGCUCGCUUGCCCAGAAGUAGGCCCGUCUGGAUCGGAACUCCACGUGGAUCACUCGGCCAACGGCGCAGGACUCUUCCCGGGACUGAGUUGGCCCGCGGGCUCAGACGAGAUCAAGCAAUACCUGCUCGUCAGCGAGGACCCGGAUGCGCCGUUGCCCGAUCCCCUCAUCCACGGCAUCUACUACGGCAUCGCGCCAAGCGUGACAGGCGUCAACUGGGAGGAUCUCGAGCUGGCAGAUCAGAGUGAUGAGCCUUACCUCCUCAAAGGUGGAUUCAAGUAUGGCAAGAACCGUGGUGGCAAUGUCUAUAUCCCGCCUCAGCCGAUGCGCGGGCAUGGACCGCAUCGGUAUUUCUUUGAGCUCAUUGCGCUCUCCCAGCUAAUUAAUGUUACUGCGCUGAGUGCUGUGCCGACUUCAGUGGAGAUCCAGGGCGCAAUUGAUGGGAAUGUGGUUGGAUGGGGCGAGUGGGUGGGUGUGUAUGAGCGCGACUGGGAGUGA